AUGAUGAAUCACUUUUUUGAGUGUCCCCACGGUUGCGGUAGAAAAUUCGAUGAUAACUAAAGAUUGGAGGAUCAUAUUAAAAGGAGACAUUUCCUUCAAUAGAAAGUCUAUCCAAGUCUAUACGAGAAUACAAAUGGAAGUGCGAUACAAAAGAGAGUCAAUGUCUUAAGAUCAAAACUGCCUCAGCUCAAUGAUAAUCAUUCGUAAGUUCAAUAAUAAUACUCCUAAACAUAAUAAUAAUUAUCUGAGUCAAUCAAUACAUAACAAUUACCUCCAAAACCAAUUUCUAAAUUGUAGUUACAAUUCAAAAAAGGUUCAAUUCUUCGUCCCAAUUCAAGUAAUAAAAAGUUAGAUGAUGUAUAAAAAAAUGCUGAUUAAAAAGAUAAGCAAUCUAAUGAAAACAAGGAGAUUCAAAAAAGCGUAAAGAUAAUCGAACCUUCUCCAGUAAUAUCAGCUUAGGAUUUGGUGGAAGCUAGAAAGCUGAUCACCAAACAAUUUAUAUGCACAAACAGUGAUGCUUCUGAUUUGGAAUCAGUUACACACUUGACCUUGAAUGAGAAAAAUCUCUUGGUUUUUGAAAGCACAACAGAAGUUCCAUUUUAAGAUUUAAUCUCCUUAAAGAGUCUAUCCUUAUCCUAAAACAAGUUGAUCAAUGUAAUUGGAAUCAGUGUGUUGCAUAAUAUUGUAGAUUUGAAUCUCAAUAACAACAAAAUAUCUACACUAUAGCCAUUGGGAGAAUGCAAGAGACUCCAGAAAUUGUAUGCAAAUAACAAUCUAAUCAACUCCAUAGAAAUGGGAUUGAUGAUUCAUUUGAAAAUCUUUCAAAUCGGCAAUAAUUAAAUUACUGAAUUUGAACAUUUGGUCAAUAGCAUUAAGUUGAUGCCCAGUCUUAAGGAUCUUGUUAUUGAAUGCAAUCCUUGUACUCAUAAAUAUGCUUACAAAUACGACAUUCUAUGGACUGUGUUCUUAGACAAAUUGGACAAUCAGAUUAUCACUCAAUAGGAUUACAAUCUGGCUUAGGCUUUCAAGGACAGCAAAUAGGAAUCCAAAUUAUCACAAAGUGUGAUGUUUUCUAAGGGUAUGAGACCACAAACAGCUUCUACUAUGAACUAAAGCAUUCCCUUUCAAGAUCCAUAAAAUGAGAAUUCUCAAACUAACAUAGUGUUGGAAUAGAUCAAUUAAGAAUUGGAGGAAGAGAUAGAAGAAUUAUACGACAUCAAUUCCAAUAUGAGAGAGAAGAUUGAUAAGUUGGAGAAGUAGAAUGUUGAAUAUAGACUUAUUGCUGAGAGAGUUCCAUUUCUAGAAGAAUAAUUACAAGAUAUGAGAUCGAAGAUUAGUGCUUAUGAGAGUUUGAUAAUAUUCAAAGAUUCACCAGAUAAUGAAUUAAGAAAACAUAUCUUUGCUUUGACCUAAGAAUUGGAGAAAUUAAAGAGUAAUAAUAAUCAUCUUGAGAAUUAUGAAGAGGAAAAUCAAACUAAAUUUAAUAUCAAUUAAUCUAAGUUUUAGAAUACAGAAACCACCUUUAUCUAGUAAUUAUCAUAAGCAGAAAGUGACAAUGAGAAUAAGGGAGAUGAUGAAGAUGAUGACGAUAAAUACUUUCGAGAUGAUGAAAACAUUUCCCAGAUUCCAGGAUAAGAAAUAAUGGAGUUGAUAAUGAGGAAUUCAAUGACCUUGAGCAAACUCAAAGAUGAAUUCAAAGAUAUCAAUUGA
Paramecium tetraurelia is the source of this 1710-nucleotide messenger RNA. RefSeq lists its product as uncharacterized. The transcript is spliced from 3 exons. The record is from RefSeq and is a predicted model, not a curated record. NCBI's taxonomy places the organism in Eukaryota, Ciliophora, Oligohymenophorea, Peniculida, Parameciidae. Gene Ontology annotation, molecular function: protein binding.